GCCCUGCGCGCUGCCCGGACCUGCGCCCGGCCAGCCCCCGCGCACCCGCCCCUGGCUGGGCAAACUUGUUGGACUUGUUUUUCCGGCGCUGGCUGCUCCCCAGGUGGCGCUGGCCGAGCUCGGCUUUGGGGGGCAGAGUAAAGGGGCUCGGGCCCAGCCUGCGCCGCUGGGAUUUUCAGCGCUCCUGCCCAGCGCAGCCCCACGGACUAACGGGGCGGGCUGAGGCGCCCAGGCCGGAGCCACGCAGCGCUAGGGCGGCUACCCCAGGCCGGAGGUACCCUCCUGCGCCAAAUAACCACUAACUCGCUCGUUUUUGCUCUGUCCCCGCCCCCACCCCCGGCUGAUUUGUUUUUCCCAUUGGAAGGCAUCGCUGUUUCCUCGGGCUGCCCCCGGAGAUAUGGCCAUGGUGGCUGGAGGCUGGGGAGACCCGAACGGAGACACCAACGGGGUGGACAAGGGUUACCCCAGGACCUCCGAAGAGGACUCGGUGUCGCCCCAAGGUGGGGUGAGCGACCAGGAGCACGGGGACGAGGACAAGCCGGGCAUCCAGGUGGACUGCACGGUGUGCGGGGACAAGUCCAGCGGGAAGCACUACGGGGUGUUCACCUGCGAGGGCUGCAAGAGCUUCUUCAAGCGGAGCAUCCGGAGGAACCUGAGUUACACCUGCAGGUCUAACCGAGACUGUCAGAUUGACCAGCACCACCGCAACCAGUGCCAGUACUGUCGCCUGAAGAAGUGCUUUCGUGUGGGAAUGAGGAAAGAAGCUGUCCAGAGAGGCAGGAUCCCCCCCACCCACUCCAGCACCAGCCCGAACGCCAUGCCCAGCGGGGAGUACUACAACGGGCAGCCGGUCUCGGAACUCAUUUCCCAGCUGCUCCGGGCAGAGCCCUACCCGACUGCCCGCUACGGCUCGCAGUAUGCCCAGCAGGGCAGCGUGAUGGGCAUCGACAACAUUUGCGAGCUGGCGGCCAGGCUGCUCUUCAGCACGGUGGAGUGGGCCCGGAACAUCCCUUUCUUCCCCGACCUGCCAGUCUCGGACCAGGUGGCCUUGCUGCGCCUGAGCUGGAGUGAGCUGUUCGUCCUCAACGCCGCGCAGUCGGCGCUGCCGCUGCACAUGGCCCCCCUGCUAGCCGCGGCCGGCUUCCACGCCUCCCCCAUGUCCGCAGACCGCGUGGUGUCCUUCAUGGACCAGAUCCGGAUAUUUCAGGAUCAGGUGGAAAAACUGAACAGGCUGCAAGUUGAUUCUGCCGAAUACAGCUGCCUGAAGGCCAUAGCCCUCUUCACGCCAGAUGCCUGCGGCCUCUCGGACCCUGCCCACGUGGAGAGCUUGCAAGAGAAAGCUCAGGUGGCCCUCACGGAGUAUGUCCGUGCCCAGUACCCGUCUCAGCCCCAGCGCUUUGGCAGGCUCCUGCUGCGGCUCCCGGCGCUCCGGGCAGUGCCAGCUUCACUCAUCUCUCAGCUCUUCUUUAUGAGACUGGUGGGGAAGACGCCCAUUGAAACACUAAUUAGGGACAUGCUGCUGUCUGGGAGCACAUUCAACUGGCCUUACGGGACGGGGCAAUAGGAGACAGCCGGAAUUCUCCCCUCGUGGGCCCAGCCCCAGCCCCAGCUCGGGAACUCCAGCCCGUUCCACCAGAAACCCUUCCUAGCUGGGUCUUCUGCUGAGUGGUUUCUGCGAGGCCAGAGGCUCUGGCCUGCGCGGUUCUUUUCCAGGCUGGAGUCGCAGACAGUGUGGUC
This is a messenger RNA of Chelonoidis abingdonii (Abingdon island giant tortoise), 1737 nucleotides long. The record is from RefSeq and is a predicted model, not a curated record. NCBI's taxonomy places the organism in Eukaryota, Metazoa, Chordata, Testudines, Testudinidae.